Messenger RNA from Xyrichtys novacula (pearly razorfish), 8210 nucleotides. Lineage: Eukaryota; Metazoa; Chordata; Actinopteri; Labriformes; Labridae. The record is from the annotation of a GenBank genome assembly.
GUUAGGGUUGGGGUUAGGGUCACCGUUGGAAGAUUUAAAAGAGUGAAAAAGGUGACAGGGUUAGGGUUAGGUGAAUAUAGAGGUUCAAAGGUUUUAAAUACUCAGUAGCCUACUGAAGAGCUUUUAAAGCUGUCCCUUUAAGCGCCAUGGCAGCUGGGUAUAGACUUGAUUGCUUGUCCAAAGUAACUAUUGUAUAUUGUAAUAUAAUUAUGAAUUAUUACUUUCAGCAAUACAGAGUUCAAUCUUUUCUUUUAAAUGUCCCCAGAUGUCGUUCUUAUUAAUUUCAUAGCUAAUUAGUUUCUUCUUUUUUUGCUCCUUUAUUGUACAGAUGGUUAAAACUGGCCGAUAUUAUCAUUAUAAUUAAAUACGUGAAACUGUACUCAGUGUAUUCCAAACACGACACACAAAAGAACUAUUGAAGGUAAACUUCAGUGAAAUUCCAUCUUCAUACCUUUGACAAGUUUCGGUUCCGGUUUAAUAGCCUACCUCCGGUCUCAAACAGGAAGUGAUAGGACGUGAACCAUCACAACAAUAAAAUAAACGAUCUUUGGAAAAGUCUAACCGUUUCCAUGGCGACUGGCGUCCAUAGCAACCAAACUCUGGAGUAGAAAUCAAUGUAACCGAUAUAAGUGCAUUCCUUUGCUGUAAUGUUUUAAAAUCUCUUCAAGUACCUAUUUAACAAACACAGAGUCCUAUGUACUUAAAUCUUACAACAAUAUAAUUUGGAAAAAAUAAUCCUUUUAGGUAGAAUUUUACCAAAAACGAUUGAAAGUGGGGUAGUAAUUGAAUUCAUCAGUUUUGUUUCACUGCAAUCAUAUAAGCAAUAGUCUUAGUCAAUUAUUAUUCACAUAAAGAGGUGCCUCUAUUAGUUAUUAAAAAGAUCACCUGCUUAGAGCAGCUAAGACUGUUCAAUGUUACUGAUCAAGUGCUUUGGUCAGAUUUAGGUCACUCAUUCCUUAUUAAUGAACUUACAUGGUAGUCUUUGUGCCAGCUCUCCAGUUUAUCCUGCAGCACACUGAAGGAAGAUGUGUUGGUAAGCCUCCUUAAAUUGUCCGCCAUGUCCGAGCUUGAUUUUUUUCCUUUUUAUAAAAGUAGUUUUAGGAAGGCACCAGGAGGGACGGGAGGACACAGCCAGCCAGCCGGACGGACGAGAGGGUAGUAAAAAUUCUUCUCCACCCACAACACCGAUGCAGAGCUGCAGUUGUAGCAACCAAGCGAGGAGGCGAGCACGACAACCAAACGUUCCAGUGUUUUCAAUGAAAACCUCUGAACAGAAACUACAGGCUGUCAGAGCUCUGCAUGCUCUGCUCUCCGGUCAUGAAAAUACGGUAGUAAUGUAAUGUCACACCGUCAAACGACACCAAAGGCCUCCAGACGAAAACCUGAGGCUCAGUGACACAGGGACUACAUGCUGAUGAUUCAACCAAUGUGGCUGUGCUGGAUUGAAACACAAAAUUAUACAAUGGGACGUGAUAAAGGGAGAGUAACAUGUUAAAUCUGACUCGCAGUUUAUUUUUAUGUUUAUUAUAUGUCUGGAUUUGCAUGUCUGCAGCUAAAACCAAGUAGAAUAUGGAGCAGGGUAUAUAGUUUUCUCAUAAACUCUGCAAGAAGCAAGCUGCAAAGUAUAUUAAAUACCAUAAUAAUAACAUUAUUAUUACUACUAUUAUUAUUACUAAUACUAUUAUUAUCAUCAUUUUUAUUCCUUUUUUAAAAUAUUGAUAUUUUUGAUUUAUUGUAUAAUUAUCAGUAUUACUGUGAUUAAUAAUAUAAUGUUUAUGAUUAAUAAUGAUAGUACAUCUUAAUUGCAACUGUAAUGGUGUUAUAUUCGUUUGCUUGUUUGUUUAUUAUUUUCUGUGGUUAAUUAACAAGCUGAGCCUUAAAAGUCACAGAAGGUAUUGUUCAUGAAGUGUCUGCAGAAGUUUGUUAAGCUAUAAAAAGAUGUUUACAUAAAGUUUAUCUUUGUGGACCGCUUGGCAGUUUACUUUUGGAAAAUAUGAAUGGGGAUGGUUUUCUAUUUUUGGGUCCUUGUGUCAUUGGCCGGUUGAACUUGGAAUAAACCAUUAUUUAUUAUUGUGGAAAUUCGUCCCUUUGUGUUGCUUUUUUAAAUUCUAUUGAGGACAUUCUGUGACGAUCUAAACAAACCAAAUUUGUCUACUAUUAUUUUUUAAUUAUGAUAACCUUUUAUUUGUGAAAAAUAAUCAGCACUGUUUAAAUACAAAAAGCCUGAGCGUUGUUAUCUCCCCUCGGUAAAGUGGUUCAUUCCUGUCACUCUGCGAGCAAGAGAGGGAGGGUCAACAUGGCGUCUGAACAGGUCCGUUAUCUUCGAUAUUCGUCUCUUUUUCUUGCAUUUAACCCUGUUUUUCACUCAAGUUUGUCAUGAGAGCAACAACCUGUGUUCUUUACAAUCUGGUGUGAUUUUGAUUAAUGUCCAGGGCUUUUUGUGGGACCUUUGCUAAUAUCAUUGUAAUAAACACUGGCCUCCUCGUCUUAUAAUGGAAGCGUUACAUGUAAAUAGAAAUGCAGUGAUUUUAGCAAAGCUACUCUUUCUCUGCUCUCUUACUUUGACAAUUUAAAGAGCAUUUAAGAUGUAACACAGUAAAACAAUCGAGUGUAACUCUGCAUACCUCUAUUUUGCUGCUAAAAUGGUCGCAGUUUAUUUUUAGUUAUGGCCACAGACAGACAGUCGCAGGGUAUUUAACUGAGAUACAUUCCUUUGCAGAGAAGCAGACACUUCAAAUACAAGUGAAGUCAUUUAGUGGAGAGUUUCAUGCAUUAUUAUCAGACAAACUGUAAUUGUUUAUAUGCAUGUAAACAUAAAGAAGGAAAGAUCUAGGACCACUCAGUCCUAUAAAAACAACACGUAACUUUGGAAAUGUUUGGAAAUGUACACAAAUAGAUUUCUUGAAUGAAUUAUUGCAGAGAAAUUUCUAGGAUUUAAGAGCAGGACUAAGCAGUAUUACAGCAGAAUAUCAUUGCCUUGACUUGUAAUACAUCAUGUUUGCAUGCGCCAGCUUUGACUAUAAAAGAUUUGGGCCUAUCAAAGUUUUUUAAAUGAAGUUAUAAUUUCUUGUCAGUAGAAGUCUUUAUGCUGUGAGAAUUAAGUUGAAACUUAAUGAGAAAGAAGUGAUCAUUGCAGGUUAUGGUUAACCUCUUCAACAAUAUCAUUUAGGGGGAUUUCAGAAGAGCAGUCCACUACCAUUAUUAAAGAGGAAUGUGGGUUAUCUUGUGAAGUCAUACUUAACAGAUGAGUAACAACAGCAGUUGCAGAAGCAUGCUCGGACUAUCUUUCAGGCUGCCCUUCUUCAGGUUAAAUUUAGUCUGGUUUGCACAGUCUUGAUUGAGUCUUGAUACACAUAACAAUGAGAUGAUGACAGAGAAAAGAUUGAGUUCUCACUGAGGGUUUAGAUUUUGUUGGUUUUGAUGCCCCCUGUGGACAAAGAUGUAGAUUUAUCACUUGGCUGAUCUUGUCAUCUGCAUGCCAGGGCAAAUCUCAUCCUACUUUUUAACAGCAAAUUGUGAUUCACUAUGAAGAUUCUCUGUUAAAAUAUGAAAAAGGCUGUUUUAUCAAUUUUUUAAGCAUACUGUCAGUGAUCUAGUCUGAUGCCCUUUUCCACACAGCAGUUUUGUAACAGCCAGUAGAAUAUAAGAUAUAGUUUGUCAGUUAUGUUGCUAAUGGUUUCAUUGGAUUUUUCGAGUCAUAAAGAGGCAUCACUAUCAAUUCCAGUCUGUUUCACAACCAGUGAAAAACUCCUAAUAGAGGCUUUGAUGCAGCUGACUGGCUGCUUCUGAUCUUUCCUCUCAAAAAACCUCUGAGCUUGACUUAAAGUACGGCUUCAUUCACUGAAGGCCCCUGAGAGGAACUUUUUCUGUUUCUGUUAAAUUUGGCACCCCCAUACUGUUGCUGCUUUUGUCUCAUCCUUGCAAAGGUUAUUUGGGGGGGGGGGGGGGGAGCUCUUUCAGUUAUGUUUUUGACCUGAUGUGAAUAUUUAACUGUGGGUAAAGUAACCAAGGCUGUUUCUUUAUUAACUUACCCCCUCAGAGCAGUUAUAGCCAUUUAAAAUCACAAUAUAGAAACUGUCAAUCUUAUCAUCAAUUGUCUCAUUUUCCUUUUAACAACAAAGAGACACAUCGCUGUUCAUAAAGUCUGUGUCAUGACUGAUAAAAAAUUACUCACAGGAGCUAUAAAUGAUGGCCCUAAUCUUGAAAAGCCACACUUUAAUUUUGAGAAUUUACAACUUGUUUCCUACUCGCACAUAAAAAUAUUUAAAAAAAAUGUUUUAGGCAACAGGGUUUGCCUGAUGUCUGAGACCAAAACAGAGCUGCCAAUAAAAGUUUUUAAUUGCAAGUUGGACAGUGUGCAGUAUCCUUCCUUCUUUUGUGGACAUUUGUCUCUUUCCUACUCACCUUCCUAAUGAAACAGAUGUGUCAAAAACUUUUUCUAUUUUGAUUCACACUUUUACUCCUGAAAAAAAACAUCUUGUUCUAUCCUCAUGUAGCACUAGUCCUCUGACAAAACCAAAUAAAUCAAGUUAAAUAAAAGAUGAGAUUUUGAUUAAACAUAAUUUGGCUCUUUGAACAGAAAUCCCUAUCAAUAGAAUUUACCAUGUCCCUGUUUUAUGGCUCCUUGUGACAACACUGCUAUUUCAGUCAAUUCCUGCUUUUUACCUUCAAGGAGCAGUUUUAUUUUACAGCGAAUCAGAUCCCAUAACAUAUCAUUUUGCGUUAGUUUUGCAGUUUAUCAGUAGGAACAAUAUAUUGCUGAUGUUGAUUGAGAUGUGCAUCAUAUCAUACUGUAUGAAGCCCUGUGAUUCCCACCCUUGCUGGUUUUAAAACAUCUUUAAAAAUGGAUAAUCCAUAAGGACUUUUUGACCAGAGGAAAAUACAUUUUUCACACGUUUUUGCAAGAAAAGCAUGAACACAAUCAGUUACUGCUACAUAAGUAAUUAGAAUGAGGUUAAUUUGGUCCAAAGAGUCAAGCCUGUGUACACAGAUAGCACUGAAGCCUUAAAAGCUGAGGUUAUAUAAAGUAAUGUUGAUCUACUGAUUCUUUCUGGUUCUACUCACUCAAUGAAGAACAGACACCACAGGUUUGUUUUGCCUCAAAGUUUGUUUUGCCUUCCAGGAAAGCUCCAACGGGCCGGUGAAGAAGUCCAUGCGUGAGAAAGCAAUAGAAAGACGCAACAUCAACAAGGAACACAACAGUAACUUUAAAGCUGGAUAUGUGCCCAUAGAAGAAGAGCGUCUUCAUAAGACAGGGCUGAGAGGACGUAAGGGGAACAUGGCUGUCUGCAUCGUCGUCCUCCUCUUCCUCCUCGCCUUAAUUAAUCUCAUAGUGAGUAAAGAGUAAAUAUGUCCUCUGACUAAAAUCUUGAUGUCAAUGUGUUAAAAAGGUUCAUACUGAAUCUUAAUGUGGCCCCUGUUGUCUUUCAGAUAACACUGGUGAUAUGGACGGUGAUACGAAUCGGUCCAAAUGGCUGUGACAGUAUGGAGUUCUUUGACAACGGCCUGCUGCGCUUUAAACAGAAGGCAGACAUGGGCAUCGUUCACCCUCUGCACAAGAGCACAGUGGGAGGACGCAAGGACCAGGACCUAGUCAUCGUGGGCAACAACAACCCGGUAAGAAUCAUUCUGUAUUUUCACAGUGAACCCAGAAACAAAGAAAACGUUUAAUACUAAGCUCAAUUUAAUAACUUUUCUCUUUUAUUUUACUCUCUGUUUGUCCCCCCAAGGUCGUGUUCCAGCAGGGCACCACUAAGCUGAGCGUAGAGAAGGAUAAGACCUCUGUGGUCAGCGAUGUCGGCAUAUCCUUCACAGACCCCCGCACACAGAACACCUUCUUCAGCACAGACUUUGAAAACCACGAGUUUCACCUGCCUAAAGGAGUCAAAGUUCUCAGCGUCAAGAAGGCGUCCACAGAGAGGGUGUGUACGACACUAAAUACAUCUGAUAGUGGUGACAGAGGAGUGGUUCAUGUGUUAUGUGUUGCACAACCUGUGGACAGAGCACAGUCUGUAAAGCACUUCCAGUGUUUAAAUGCCACGGCGAUUUAUCAGUUUAAAACAGGGAGUGAACAGAGUUUGUUGAUUAGUAACAUUUUAAGACGGAGAGUUGAAGCCGUUUUGCAUUAUGGUUUAAAAAAUAACCUCUGCAUUAUUAACACAGAAGUAAUCCUACCCAAGAAUUGAGCUUGAGUAGUUUGCAGAUACAUGGCAAAAAAAAAUAAUUUCACAAUGACAUGGAUCUGAAAAAGGUUGAAUUACUUUCCAAUGCUUUGCACUGUGCUUACAAAAUUCUCUUCUGGUUCUAAUUUCAGAUCACAAGCAGUGCAGCCUCUGACUUGAACAUUAGAGGGGACGGUAAGGCCAUCAUUCGUGGAAAUGAGGGUGUCAACAUCAUGGGCCGGACUGUGGAGUUCAAAAUGGGUGGAGGCAUCGAGCUCAGGGCUGUAAGUAUGAAAUGAUGUUAUAUAUCUUUUGAUUUAUCCUCUAAUCUGUAAGUGCAGGUUUCACAUUCACAAAAAAGUCAGAGCAGUUGUUUGAAAUUGCAGACAAUCAAAGUCAUCUAAGUUUAUUGUAAUAGAGAAGAAAGUAAACCAAAAUAUUCACAAUUAAACAAUGAAAAAAGAGAAUUUGGCUCUUUCUUAUCCAAACUUAACUACAAAUCACUGACGUGAUAUUUAGUAGUUGCAGGUUCACAUAUCAUGUGUUUCUCUAUGCAGGAGAACAGCAUCGUCCUCAACGGAUCAGUCAUGUUCAACGCCACACGCAUCCCUAACUCUGCAGGAGAUGUUUAUUUUGAUGAAGGCAUGGACAGAUACAAACUCUGCAUGUGUGCAGAUGGGACUCUGUUCCGUGUGCAGGUCAAGUAUCCCAACAUGGGCUGCCAGACUUCAGAUAACCCGUGUAGAAAAGCUCGCUAGGAGACCUCUGCUGUUACAUCUCUCGACAAUCUGUCACCACUGUAGUCAGAUUACACAUUUGCUUUUAUAGGUCGUUCAUCGUGACUUGCACAUAAUAAUAAGGAUAAUACCUCUGCAGCUCACCUAACAUUAUUUGUCUAUUUUGGCAGUUUCCAAAACUGGAGAUUUUGUUACAGAGAAUUACCGCUUGGCCAAAGGUUAUAAGAUAAUUUUAAGUGCCAAAUUACUAUUUUUUUGUUGCCAACUAUCUAAAAUGCUUUAUCAAUGCUAAACACACCCUGUAUUCAUCAUUUUACUUUACCUUUAAGAAUGCAAAAUAUAAAGGCCAAGCUGGAGUUUAUCCUGUUUGCCUUACUGUCCAGUAUUAUCAAUGCGUGCAGAGGUGUUUCAUAAGGUUUUAUUUUUAUUCAUUGAUCUGGCAGCUGGUUUGUUAUUUUCUUUAUUGCAUUCAGUAAACUUACAACACUAAAAGACUAUAAUAACUUUACAUUAAAGCUGUAAAACAUAAGGUACAUUUAAGGCUAUUUUAAAGCAGACAAGGUCUUGUUCUGCAUAUUUUGGGCUGUCUUUCAUGCACGUGCCAAUGGAUUUACAAGGGAUGAUGAAGAAUAUAAUAUAUAUAUAUGAAUACUCUAUUGUUGUUGCCAAACCUUUUUUACAGCCUAUAGUACAUUAUUUAGAAUUUUAAAAAGAGUGUGUGCACUACAGAUAAAUGCAGUUUUCUGUCAAAGUUUAUGUUUUUGUGUGUCAGGAAAGUUUUAAGAAGUCUCUUGGUUUUAAUUUUGUGCAAUAUAAAUAUAAAAGAUUUGACUUUUAUUUUGCUUUGGGUUGUCUUGAUUGUUUGUCAAGCUAAUGUUGAGCAAUUUCUUGCUUAUCUCAUGUAUAAUAUUGGAGUAUUAGAAACAGGUGUCAGAAGAAGAAUGGUGGAAGAUUACAGGGUGUUAGAUCUUGGGACGUAAGUUGAAACCUUUCAGAUAAUUUUUAUCAUAAGUAGAAGUUAGUUAUAGGAAAAAAGAAAUCCAUCUAUAAUGAUGUUUUGCAUCACAGGGAUUUUAAUUUCUUAUUUUAAUUUCUUCUUGUAUGUAAAAGUUUGACUUUUUCCUUGGAGAGACGAUCUCCUUCAUUCUCUUUAAUACUCUUCAAACCUGCAGUGAGAGGUUGAAUCAUGUUUGUAAUCAUCCUCAUGGAAUAAAAAAGUUAUUAGCCAAAUCUAAAAAAUGUGGCCAACAUGCCAUUGCUGUGUUGACUUAAUAAAGAUGUUGCCAUGUGAAACUUCUUAUCAUUGGUUUCA